GGAUCUAAAGCUACCGACGAUCUUCUUCCGGGUCGAAACAUUAGCACACCGGUGAGCAAAGUGAGCUAACGGGCCCCAGUUCCUCGUCUAAAAGAACCCACAAGACACCGCUGUCGGAUUCCUCAACACGCCCAACACGAAAUAUUUGUACUAUAAGGUCCCGUAAGCCCAUGACACAGCAAUGCCGGGGCUCAGCUGUCGAUUUUACCAGCACCGGUUCCCAGAGGUGGAGGAUGUCGUCAUGGUGAACGUGAGGUCCAUCGCCGAAAUGGGCGCCUACGUUAGCCUUUUGGAAUACAACAACAUCGAGGGCAUGAUUCUCCUGAGCGAGCUGUCGCGCCGACGUAUCCGCUCCAUCAACAAGCUCAUCCGCAUAGGUCGCAACGAGUGUGUGGUCGUCAUCCGAGUAGACAAAGAGAAGGGUUACAUUGAUUUAUCAAAAAGAAGAGUUUCACCAGAGGAGGCCAUCAAAUGUGAAGAUAAAUUCACCAAAUCUAAAACUGUGUACAGCAUCCUGCGACAUGUAGCAGAAGUGCUGGAAUACACUAAGGACGAGCAGCUCGAGAGCUUGUACCAGCGCACCGCCUGGGUAUUCGAUGAGAAAUACAAGCGACCAGGAUACGGCGCUUAUGAUGUUUUCAAACAGGCUGUAUCAGAUCCCAGUAUUCUGGAUUGCCUGGAGUUAAACGAGGAGGAGAGGAACGUGCUGAUCGACAACAUCAACAGGCGACUCACUCCGCAGGCUGUCAAAAUCAGAGCAGACAUUGAAGUGGCGUGUUAUGGUUAUGAAGGCAUUGAUGCAGUGAAGGAAGCUCUGCGGGCCGGACUUGGCUGCUCCACAGAGGUUAUGCCCAUCAAGAUCAACUUAAUCGCUCCUCCUCGUUAUGUGAUGACAACCACCACCCUGGAGCGCACAGAGGGUCUGUCUGUCCUCAACCAGGCCAUGGCUGCUAUCAAAGAGAAGAUAGAGGAAAAGAGAGGCGUCUUUAACAUCCAAAUGGAGCCCAAGGUGGUGACAGACACGGAUGAGACUGAGCUCGCGAGGCAGCUGGAGAGGUUAGAGCGCGAGAAUGCCGAAGUGGACGGAGACGACGACGCCGAGGAGGGGAUGGAGGCCAAAACGGAAGACUAGUCGUUCCUCGGGGGAAAGGCUGACGGGAUCAAAGGAUGAAAUGUGGACAAACCUGGCCACUCAGUUUCACAUUGCAAACAUUAACUGGCGUUUUACUAGUUGAUUGGCAAAUCUCUCGGUUCGUUCAUUAGCAAGUUUAGUCCCAGAAGAAGUCAGUACAAGUUGUCUUCUCAAGCAAACAUGGACACAACUAUGAUCAGAAACAUCAGUAUAGUUUCUAUUUUUAAGUACACCGAUUUGAAUAACUAACUCCAACAAGAAAAGCUGCUUUAACCAGUGGCCUUCACUUGCGUCUUGCUCCAGAGCCUUGUGACUUCGGCAUCCACAGCGCUUCAUCCUUGGCUGCUCACUGGAUGUGACCGUCAGAGGGAGAAAUGCAAAGGUCUGUCUCUGUACAGCAGUGAUUUGUGUGCUGAUGCUCUUAGUUACACCAGCAAGACCUGCUCUUGUUCACAUCACAUCAAUAAAGUUCUGGAAGUUUCA
Molecule: messenger RNA, 1615 nt
Organism: Cololabis saira (Pacific saury)
Lineage: Eukaryota; Metazoa; Chordata; Actinopteri; Beloniformes; Belonidae
Gene: eif2s1b
Product: eukaryotic translation initiation factor 2, subunit 1 alpha b
Exons: 8
Coding region: 182-1132 (316 amino acids)
Cellular component (GO): multi-eIF complex; eukaryotic translation initiation factor 2B complex; eukaryotic 48S preinitiation complex
Molecular function (GO): RNA binding; ribosome binding; translation initiation factor activity
Source: RefSeq, a predicted model, not a curated record